Messenger RNA from Cydia pomonella (codling moth), 2698 nucleotides. Its product is annotated as aromatic-L-amino-acid decarboxylase. The record is from RefSeq and is a predicted model, not a curated record. Gene Ontology annotation, molecular function: aromatic-L-amino-acid decarboxylase activity; pyridoxal phosphate binding. Gene Ontology annotation, biological process: amino acid metabolic process; catecholamine metabolic process; serotonin biosynthetic process. The transcript is spliced from 7 exons. The coding region runs from base 568 to 2043 and encodes 491 amino acids. NCBI's taxonomy places the organism in Eukaryota, Metazoa, Arthropoda, Insecta, Lepidoptera, Tortricidae.
AUUAUUUCUUUGUGUGGUUUCAAAAUCUAAUAUUAUAAAUCUAAAUUUGUUUAUAUCGUGAUAUGAAGCGAAACAAAACGCAUAGGUAUAUAGGUACUAAAAAUAGAACAAUUCACUGAACAUUUUAAAAGAAACGUCAUCAUUUAUGGUUAUUUGUAUAUGAAUACAUCGUUGUCUGAGUACCUAGAACACAAGCCUUUAAUGAGCUUACCGUGGUACUUAGUCAAUUUGUGGAAGAAUGUCGCUAUCAGUGGUGGCCGAAACGUGAAUGCAAUUGACCAUUAACCAUUACAAAUUGAACCGUAAAUUGUAACCGCCCGUGACGGUUCAAUUUGUAAUGGUUAAUGAUAAUUUUCAAUUAACGUUCGGCCAACACUGGUGCCCAUAAUAUUUUAAUUAAUUUAUUACGAUACACAUAAAAAAAUAGGUGAUAUACUCUAUCUUUACGUUUUAGAUAGAUACCUGCACCUACGCUAGUCAAUAAGCAACAAUCGGUUAAUUAAUCCAGAUUUGUGUCAUUGUGCCUAACGCCUAACGCGAUAAACGACUUAUUGGACUGGCGGAAACAUGACUCACCAGGACACAUCACUGAAAUUCGAAACCAUGGAGGCGGGUGAUUUCAAAGAUUUCGCGAAGGCGAUGACUGACUACAUCGCCGAGUACUUGGAGAACAUAAGGGACAGGCAAGUGGUGCCAUCAGUGAAGCCCGGCUACCUGCGGCCGCUGGUCCCUGAGCAAGCUCCUGAGCAGCCAGAGCCGUGGACCGCCGUGAUGGCCGACAUCGAGCGCGUCGUCAUGACCGGCGUCACCCACUGGCACUCGCCGCGCUUCCACGCUUACUUCCCCACUGCGAACUCCUACCCCGCCAUUGUGGCUGACAUGCUGAGUGGCGCUAUCGCCUGCAUCGGAUUUACUUGGAUCGCUAGUCCUGCAUGUACCGAGCUGGAAGUAGUCAUGUUAGACUGGCUGGGCCAGAUGUUGGGUCUGCCGGAGGAGUUCCUAGCGCGUUCGGGCGGCGAGGGCGGCGGCGUGAUCCAGGGAACUGCCAGCGAGGCUACCCUCGUGGCUCUCCUCGGAGCCAAAUCUCGAGUCAUGACUAGAGUUCGCGAGCAACAUCCAGAGUGGUCCGACUCGGAUAUACUUUCGAAGCUUGUGGGAUAUUGCAAUAAACAAGCGCACUCAUCGGUGGAGCGCGCCGGCCUCCUCGGCGGAGUGAAGUUGCGUUCCCUGCAGCCAGACGAAAAGCGGCGGCUCCGCGCCGACAUCCUUCGCGACGCGAUCAGGGAAGACAAGGCCAAGGGACUUAUACCCUUCUACGUUGUGGCAACCCUCGGCACGACGUCAUCUUGCACCUUCGAUGCGCUUGAUGAGAUCGGUGACGUUUGUGCGGAGGACGACAAACUGUGGCUCCACGUUGACGCUGCUUACGCAGGCUCUGCGUUUAUAUGCCCUGAAUACCGUUACCUGAUGAAGGGUAUCGAGAAGGCAGACUCCUUCAACUUCAACCCUCACAAGUGGAUGUUGGUUAACUUCGACUGCUCAGCAAUGUGGCUGAAACAGCCGCGCUGGAUCGUCGACGCGUUUAACGUAGACCCUCUGUACCUGAAACAUGACCAGCAGGGCUCCGCUCCCGACUACCGCCACUGGCAAAUUCCCUUGGGCCGUCGAUUCAGAGCUCUCAAACUCUGGUUCGUUUUGAGACUAUACGGAGUCGAUAAUCUUCAAAAGCAUAUUAGAAAGCAUAUCGCGUUAGCUCAUCUUUUUGAAAAGCUGUGCUUGGAAGACGAGAGAUUUGAGAUAUUUGAAGAGGUGACAAUGGGGUUGGUUUGUUUCAAAUUAAAGGAAAGUAAUGAAGUUAACGAGGAACUGCUGAGAACGAUUAACGGACGGGGCAGAAUCCACCUCGUGCCGUCGAAAAUCAAUGAUGUGUACUUCCUGAGGCUUGCUGUCUGCUCGCGCUUCACUGAGGAGAAGGACAUUCAGGAGUCGUGGGAGGAAGUGAAGGCUUCAGCCGAUGAAGUCCUGAAGAAACUUAAAAAGUAGACAAACGCCAUCAUAAAAAUGUUUGAUGCAGAUGCUGAAAGUUACCCGAUCUAACCCUGAAUACCAAGUAUUUUUAUGUUAUAUCAAUAGAGUGUUGUCAAACAUGGUGCUCCACCGAACAACCAUAUCUAUUUGGUUUUUCUUUACAUUAUAAUAGUUACUUACAGAGUAGACAAUACAUUGAGAAAUUAGGAUAGUAUCGAUUAUGACGCAGCUUUUGCUGGCCAUGAUUGCGGAUAAUUGAUGCUCUAGCAAAUAUUACAACAGAGAAAUUUACUACCCGACGAAAGACUACGAAAUGGUAUCACGAAUUCAAACCUCCACACUUACAGCUUACUUUCAUAAAUAUGAUAUAAAAUUUCUUCACCUUAAUCCAUUGCGAUAAAGUGGAAAAAUGUAUGAACUCGACUUUAAAUCAAUCAGUAAUAUUCGCGACAUAACCGUUACAUAUUGAGUGUCUUUUUUAUACUCAAUAUGUAACGGUUAUGUCGCGUGUUUCUGUUUUAACUGUUACAAUCACAUCGAUUUACGUUGAAAGGUGCCAAUUUAUAUGAGUAUAUGUAUAUAGUGGGACCAUCAUCAGAGGAUUAAUUAUAUUUAUUAACUUUAAAGUGAAUUCACGAAAUUAAGGCAAAAAAUAUAUAUACCUACUUAA